AAGUUAACUUUACGUAAGCCAUUAACUCAGAGUUUUUUUCUUUGUUUCUAAUACUAGAAAUGACAUUCUUGAGGAGUCUUUUUGCUACCAAGCAAAUAAUUCGCCAGUCUCUUACUACUGAAUCGUCAACACCGAAAGGAUUCUUAGCUGUCUACGUUGGAGAAAAUCUGAAGAAAAAGAGAUUUUUUGUUCCGGUUUAUUACUUGAGCAAACCAUCUUUCCAAGCUUUGCUGAGGAAAGCAGAAGAAGAAUUUGGUUUUGAUCAUCCAACCGGUGGUUUAAGCUUGCCAUGCGACGAAGCUUUCUUCUUCACUCUUACUUCUCAAAUUCGUUGAGCCUACACAAUAAUCAAGUUGUUUAGGAGGAAUAUUCACACUGUAAAUAAACCACACUUCAAUAUUUAGAAGUUGUGGAUAUAUGCUUACGAUUAUCUAAAUCAGCAAUUCAAAUGAGAAUACUAUAUAUGCUUACGAUUCCCAUUAUUAACAAAUGUUAUAGCCAAU
Molecule: messenger RNA, 503 nt
Organism: Eruca vesicaria subsp. sativa (arugula)
Lineage: Eukaryota; Viridiplantae; Streptophyta; Magnoliopsida; Brassicales; Brassicaceae
Source: the annotation of a GenBank genome assembly